AUGAAAGAGUCUCCCAUGAAGAAAGAAGAGAGCGCACGCUCUGAGGCGGAGAAGGAGGAAAACUGCGAAAUUAGAAAUGUGUGGAAGCACAACCUAGAGGAAGAAAUCGACAUUUUAUCGGAGUUGAUACAGAAAUAUCCGUAUGUCGCCAUGGACACAGAGUUCCCUGGGGUUAUUGCUAAGCCCAUGGGCACAUUUAGCACGCAAGCAGUCUAUACGUACAACCAACUCCGGUGCAACAUAAGCCUGCUUAGCCUGAUUCAGCUCGGGAUUUCGCUCUCAAACGAAAGCGGAGAAAAGCCCAUGCCGAGCACGUGGCAGUUCAACUUCCACUUUGACAAGGAGGGGAGCAUGUCCGCGCAGGAGUCUAUGCUUGUGCUGGAGCAGGCAGGAAUCGACUUUGACCGCCUCAGCAGGGACGGGAUAAACAUAGACGCAUUUUCCGUGCUAAUUACAACGUCGGGGCUGCUGAUGAAUAAGUCUCUGAAGUGGAUUUCCUUCCACUCUUCGUACGACUUCGGGUAUAUCAUUAAGGCCAUCACGGGGCAGGACCUUCCCCCGUCCAUGGAGGAGUUCACGUACAUCCUCUCCAAGGUCUUCCCGCACUUCUACGACAUAAAGUACCUCAUAAACAUGCUCGGAAAGAAGGGCGGACUGCAGGACCUGGCGGAUGAGCUGGUUGUGCAGAGAGAGGGCGUCCAGCACCAGGCAGGGAGUGAUGCCCUUCUUACGCUGAAGGUCUUCCACACUUUGAAGACAGAUAUUAUCCCAGACGCCGAGAAGAAUGCGAAGUACAAAUGUAAAUUAUUCGGGAUUGAUGCUGCAUAG
Nematocida major is the source of this 828-nucleotide messenger RNA. Its product is annotated as CCR4-NOT transcription complex subunit 7/8. The transcript has a single exon. The record is from RefSeq and is a predicted model, not a curated record. The coding region runs from base 1 to 828 and encodes 275 amino acids. Gene Ontology annotation, molecular function: nucleic acid binding; poly(A)-specific ribonuclease activity. Lineage: Eukaryota; Fungi; Microsporidia. Gene Ontology annotation, cellular component: CCR4-NOT core complex; CCR4-NOT complex; P-body.